ACAACUCUGCACCAAGCAGCUUUUCACCAAAACAACCAACGACUAGAAGAGCUCCUACAAGACAAUGCUGAUGUAUCGGCAACGCAAACACCUCGCGACUUCACACCGCUUCACUAUGCUGUUCAAUUCGGCGACGAAAAGAGCGUGCAGCUACUCAUUGACGCUGGCUCAAACGUCUCUGCAAAAAGCUAUGAUGGCGUCACGCCUUUACACAACACGUCUGCCGGUGGCAAUGUGAGGAUCACCGAAAUGCUUUUGAAGGCGGGAGCGAAUGUUGAGAGCCGCAAUAUCGAUGAAGAAACGCCUCUCCAUGUCGUGUCAUUAUUUGGGGAGACACAAAUCGCAGAGCUCCUCAUAGACGCUGGGGCGGAUGUCUCGGCAAAGGACUGCUAUGGAAACACGGCUUUGCAUAUUGCUGCAUCCCACGAGCAUAUCGGGAUUGUUAAAGCUCUUCUUGACGCCGGCGCUGACGUUAACGCCGUAAAUAACAAUGGGGAUCCGGUGCUGCAUCAUGCAAUUAGCGACGGACCAGAAUGCGUCAAGUUUCUUAUCGAUCAUGGAGCAUAUAUCCACCUCAAAGGCGAAGGCGGUGAUACACUUCUGCAUCGCGCUGCGCAGAGCUCAUCUGAACUAGUGCGAGACUUGGUCAAAGGGGGGAUUGACCUUGAGGCAACCAACGACGAAGGAGCAACAGCUCUCCAUUGUGCUGCAGCAUGGGGAGAAACUGCAUCAAUGCAGAUUAUAAUCGAGAGCGGAGCAAAUUUCAACGCGGCCAACAAUGAUGGCGAGACGGUUCUGCAUAUUGUAGCGGGGAACCCUUCUCUCAGAAGCGGACGCGAUUCGGGUACGAAGGCAAAGCUUUUGAUCGAUGCGGGAGCAGACAUUCAUGCGAAAGCAAAGUCUUCAGAGACACCUUUAGAUUAAGC
This is a messenger RNA of Fusarium oxysporum Fo47, 926 nucleotides long. Its product is annotated as ankyrin repeat-containing domain protein. Gene Ontology annotation, cellular component: cytoplasm; nucleus. NCBI's taxonomy places the organism in Eukaryota, Fungi, Ascomycota, Sordariomycetes, Hypocreales, Nectriaceae. The record is from RefSeq and is a predicted model, not a curated record. The transcript has a single exon. Gene Ontology annotation, molecular function: protein binding. The coding region runs from base 250 to 924 and encodes 224 amino acids.